This is a messenger RNA of Teleopsis dalmanni, 2373 nucleotides long. RefSeq lists its product as uncharacterized. Gene Ontology annotation, molecular function: zinc ion binding; nucleic acid binding. The record is from RefSeq and is a predicted model, not a curated record. The transcript has a single exon. Bases 1 to 2373 code for a protein of 790 amino acids. Lineage: Eukaryota; Metazoa; Arthropoda; Insecta; Diptera; Diopsidae.
AUGGAUAACAUCGAGAAAAUCGUGCAAGCUCAAAAGACGAUUGCAACUGAGAUCGAAGUAAUUAUCAGAAAUUACAAAAAGGACUCCAGCGAUAGGAAGCAGACACCGGCAUAUUUUGAAAAACGACUUCAGGAUCUCAAGAAGGCAUGGCAACAAUUCGAAAUCAAUGAUAAUACCCUCCAGAAAGAAUGUUCGGAAGACAAGUCGCAUGAAUACUUCACUAAGAAUUUCUAUGAACAGGUAUUGAAAAUUUGGGAACAAUACGAAGCCACUUUUAGUGAACAAAUAACAUUGUUGUCAAACGUAACCUCAUUCGCCACUAAUAAGAAUGUAGAAGCACAAGUAAUAGCUACGAAAAACAGCUCAUGUGAUUCCAAUAAACUAUCUCUAAUGAUGCGACGCCAACAAGAGUUUGGCAAAACUAUAAAACGUCAACUAAUUGACGCUAACAUCACCACGGACAUACCUUUAGCACGUAAGGUACUGUUGAAGGAUUCUAUUCUUCGCUUAUGGGCCCAUUUUGAGGAACUCCAUUACAGCAUUUGUGAAUUAGAAUCCAAUCCAGCAACUAUUGGAUAUGAUGGAGAAGGGUUUAUAUCGUUAGAAAGAGAAGUCCAAAAUAUGUCCUUAAAGGUGGAAGAGUUGAAACUUGCUUCAACGUCUUCGCAUACCUCAACAUUAACAUCUGCAUCAAUGCAGUUACCACGAGUAAUAAUACCAAGGUUCAGUGGGAACUACUUGGAAUGGAGGCAAUUUCGCGACUUGUUCAAUGAAGUGGUAAAUAAACAAUCACUUGCGAAUUGCCAAAAAAUGUUUUAUCUAAAAUCGAAUUUGGACGGAGAAGCAGCACGUCUAAUUGCUCAUUUAACAGUAUCUGAGGAUAAUUUUAGUAGUGCCUGGAGUUUACUUUGCCAGCGCUACGAUAAUAAGCGGCUUCUUGUGAAUGCAUUUAUUGCAAAACUUAUUUCUCAACAAAUUAUAACAUCUGAAAGCUCUGAAGCUAUCAAACGACUCCAUGAUACAACUUCUGAGUGUAUUCUUGGACUUAAAAAUCUUGAAAUCAACAUCGAAAACUGGGAUCCAAUAAUACUUUUCAUUUUGACGAAGAAAUUGGAUCCAAUAACACACAGCUUGUAUGAACAGAACGUGAAGGAUCCAAGAAGAAUCCAACAGUUAAAUGAAUUUCUGGAAUUUUUAGAACUUCGCUUCCAAGCAUUAGAGGCAAUUGGAGGCAAGAGCAUUAACAAGGCGUGUUUAAAUACUACAAAUGGAAUGUUAAAAUGUUUAGCUUGCAAGGGAGAUCAUAAAACUUCCACUUGUAAAAAUUACUUGAAAAACCCCCCGGAAAUUCGCAGAAAUAUGAUUCUCAGUGCCAAACGUUGUGUAAAUUGCUUGCGCUCGGGCCAUUUUUCAACAAAAUGCCCAUCUCAGGGUUGUCUGAAAUGCAAAAGAAGGCAUCAUACAACUUUACAUGAACUUUAUGCUGCCAAUGGCAAGUCUCAGGUCACUACUGACUCAUCGCGAAAUAACGAUUCACACCAAUUAGGUGGGCAUGCAGCAGCUACGCUUACAACAAGUAGACCCGUAGAGUUGAAGAAAUCUUAUGGUUUACUAGCAACUGUAAUAAUGACGGUUCUGAAUUCUCAGGGCGUGGAAUGCAAGAUGCGUGCAUUACUGGAUUCAGGCUCACAAGUGAACCUCAUAACAGAACGAGCAGCACGAAAACUUGGGCUAACUCAAUUAUCAAGCUCGCUGAAUCUUAGUGGCGUCGGUCAGAAAAACAAGUGCUCAAAAAAAAGAGUCUACGUAGUUAUAUCAUCUAGUGUAACUAACUACAAAACUGAAAUAGAAGCUCAUAUGUUGCCAACAAUAGUUGCAAAUCAGCCUGCAAUUGAACUGGAUACAUCAAAUUGGGCUAUACCAGAAGGAGUUGUGUUGGCUGAUGCCCAAUUCAACAAACCAGGUCCAGUAGAUAUUCUUAUUGGCGUUGAAUUAUACAACGACAUGGUUCUGCCAAGGAGAAUUUCGCUAGGAAACAAUUAUCCAAUGUUACAAAAAACUGUGUUUGGGUGGAUGGUCAGUGGUCGGAUUUCUGGGUUUUCGUCUUCUGCAUCGAUUUGCGGUGUUCUUACAAAUAAUGUAGAACUCGACCUGCACAAAUUUUGGGAACUAGAGGAGAUACAGCAAGGUUCGUCGGAUCAAACACUUGAAGAACAGCAAUGUGAGGAACACUUUAAUCGAUCUGUGGCAAGAUCAACUGAUGGUAGAUUCGUUGUGAAAUUACCAUUCAAAGGAGAAGUCACUUCUUUAGGCUAUUCGCAAAGAUUAGCACAGCAACGUUUUUUCGUUGCUGUGCUGUCCGUUGAGACGUAG